Messenger RNA from Mycena indigotica, 1065 nucleotides. RefSeq lists its product as uncharacterized. The transcript has 15 exons. Lineage: Eukaryota; Fungi; Basidiomycota; Agaricomycetes; Agaricales; Mycenaceae. The record is from RefSeq and is a predicted model, not a curated record. Bases 1 to 1065 code for a protein of 354 amino acids.
AUGUCCGCCACCUCUUUAUUCGCCAUCACCGACCACGGUUCUCCCACCUAUGCUCAAAUCUUUGGACCCGUCUUCUGGGGGUUCUGCGUUGCCCUGGUACUCUGUGGUGUGAGCAUCUUGCAGGGGUACCUCUACUUUACGCGCUAUAACGACAAAAUCGGAGUACGUCUGGUGGCCGCGAUAAUGAUAACGCUGGACCUCAUUUCGAUGGUACUCAUCUGCCAGUCGAUGUACUACUAUAUGCUUCCGCACUAUGGUAGUUUUGCUCCCCUCGGAGCCGUCACCAAGGAGCUGACCGUCGAAUGUCUCAUCUCCGCGGUCAUCACCUUCACGUCCCAAAUGUAUUUCGUGUACCAGCUGCAUAUGGUUAAAAGUCCCCGCGCCGGAUCAACUGCGACGGUCAUGAAAGCACUCGUCGUUCUGUUCGCGACCAUAGGCCUAGCUGGCGCAACAGGUUGCGUCGUGAUGAUGUUUACGUUUCCGCAUAAUGUUUUUAUGCACCGAAACAUGGCAUUUGGCAUUCUUGCUGGUGUGGCGAAAGGCUUCGGCGCUGCAGCAGACAUCGUAGCCACAGUUGCGCUUUGCAUAUUUCUGAAGGAGGCCAAGACAGGCAUAUCCAAAACGUCGUCCCUCCUCCGCUCACUCAUGCACCUGGUCAUCAACCGCGGCAUCCUCGUAACCCUCGCGCAGUUCUUAUUGUUAAUCACUUUCUUCGCCUCCUCAGGCCACUUGUAUUGGCUAGCGGUGCAUAUCAACACCACCAAGCUUUACGUUUGUACUUUCUUUGGAAUGCUCAACGCACGGACAACGCUGCAAGAGCGUUAUGCCGCUGGCUCGGCCCACAUGUCGAUGUCGCUUUCCAAUGGAGAUAGCGCGACCCUCAAUUCGAGACGUAUGACCGGCGCAGGGCUAGCCGCGUAUUUCAAGAACACAGUCGCUGGUGCUGGCGGAAUUGUGAUGGACGAGAACAGCAAGGUCAUCGAGAAGAGUAGUAGCGACACGGAGUACGCCGUUUCUCUUGGGGAGAUUCGGGUCACCACUUCAUCCACGGUCGUGGAUAUGUGA